Aspergillus melleus is the source of this 528-nucleotide messenger RNA. RefSeq lists its product as uncharacterized. The coding region runs from base 1 to 528 and encodes 175 amino acids. The record is from RefSeq and is a predicted model, not a curated record. NCBI's taxonomy places the organism in Eukaryota, Fungi, Ascomycota, Eurotiomycetes, Eurotiales, Aspergillaceae. The transcript has 2 exons.
AUGCUUUUGGAGGUGGAUUACAUGCCUUGGACGUACAACGCCAUAGCCAGCAUAGCUCAUUGGACCUUGCUCGCAGGCUAUCUCAUAAUCCCUGGGACGUUCACGGCUCUACAGAAAUCUGGUCAGGUCCAGGACGUUCUGGCAAAGGACCAAGUCGGACAGGCAGUUCUGAACACAAUCCAAAACCCCCCACUUUUGGCGAUUGCCUGUAUUCUGUUUGUUGCGUCUACAGCAGCACUGGGGUGGCUCUACUGGGAGUGGCGUCACAAUUACAUCUGGCUCACUAAUCGGAUCUUCACGCCCAUCAUCAUGAACGCAGCUGCUGGGCUUGCCACCACUCUCAUCAAUAUCUACACCGCGCGGGAUGGCGAUUGGUCUAUUAUGGCUUUAAUCACCACUAUCAUAACCGGAGUCACGCUAGUGACAUCCUUCUCGCUGGCGAUGGUAUUCAAGUUCAUCAAACUCAAAGAGGUACAAGAAGUCCAUAUGCGUGAAGUGUAUCUCGGUAGUCCGGAGCGAAGUACCUGA